CCCGUUACAGCCGUUAAGUUAGCUAAUAUUCACCUCCUAAAGUCGUCGCGCGCUCCGGAGCCAAAUCGUCGGUUCCGUUUUAGCAGAUGAUGUGCGCGUGAAGACGGAGCGGUACACGGGGCGAGUGAACUUGGGGACUUCUUUUGUACAGUGGGAGGAAAAUCACCGCCACCGGACAGCCGUUAUAUAACGGAUGCUUAUUAACCGAUGUCCGGCGGAGGGUACAAGCCCUGCUCCCUCCGCCAGGCUUCUGCCCCCCGCAGCCACCAGCAGGAGAGGGGGAGGUCUGAGGGAGCGCGUUAUUGUCUGACAGACCGAGACAGGUUGAAUGAAGCUGCACCUGGUGCUUCUGAGGGCAUUUCCCAUGUUUUGAUUUGCUCUGUUUUUUUAACUUUCUAAACUUGGUUUCACCGAGCUGUUCCCUGCCAUGCCGUCCAACAGUCCUGCUACUGGUGAACCACCCCAGACGCCAGAGAACGACACUUCUAACGAUGUGAGUGAAGAUGGUGCAGACCAGGACAGUCCAGAGGAGGGGACACCGGCGAGCCCCCGCAACAAGCGCAGAGUGGGUCGUCCCAGCAGGAAACGCAAACAGCUGCUUCCUGAGAUGGCAACCUCUGACCCCUGUGCAAACGCCCCCCCAACUCCGCCUGAGGAGCCGGCGCCUUCACCCUCCCCUCGCAAGAAGCGCGGGCGUCGGAAACAAGAGCCAGCGGAGAGGAAUAAGGACGAGCCAGAUGACAGAAACUGCGACUCCCCCAGAGAGGGAGAGACUGGAAGGCUGCGGAGAAGGCCAGUCCCCAGAGUAACUUUUCAGGCUGGAGAUCCAUACUAUAUCAGCAGGAGACAGAGAGAAGAAUGGCUCAGCCGCUGGAAGAUGGAGGCAGAGCGACGGGCCUACCGAGAGGCAGAGAUAAACAUGAUGGAUGACCUCUCAGAAGCUGACUUUCAGAAAGAGGAGGAGCCCGCCAGCCCUGCCCCUCCCCCUUCACAACAACACACAGACCCUGCCUCUCCGACGGUCGCCGUGACACCCGAGCCGGUCGCCAGGGGAGAACAGGCCACGCCCAGUGAGAUUGAAUACCAGGAUGGUCGGGGCUUUGGCAUCGGGACUCUGGUGUUUGGAAAGCUGCGAGGUUUCUCCUGGUGGCCCGGCCGGAUUGUUUCCUGGUGGAUGAGCGGCCGGAGUCGAGCUGCAGACGGCACUCGCUGGGUAAUGUGGUUUGGUGAUGGCAAAUUCUCUGUGGUCUGUGUGGAGAAGUUGAUGCCCCUGAGCACUUUCUCAUCUGCCUUCCACCAGCCAACCUACAACAAACAGUCCAUGUACCGGAAAGCCAUCUUCGAGGCUCUGCGGGUGGCCAGCGUCCGGGCGGGGAGGCCAGUUCCUUCCUGUGAUGGCAGUGAUGAUGCGGAGGGGGUGGAUCUUCAGACCAGAGAGAUGAUAGAGUGGGCCAUGACCGGCUUCCUGCCCGCUGGUCCACAAUCAUUGGACCCUCCAGAGGAGGAACAAAAUCCAUAUAAGGAAGUGUACCCAGAGAUGUGGGGGGAGCCUGAGGCUGCGUACACACCUCCACCUGCAAAGAAACCACGCAAAAACACGCAAGAAAAAGCAAAGAUCAGAGAGGUGAUCGACGAAGGGACCAGAGAGAGACUUAUAUUUGAGAUCAAAAAGAAGACCAGGAAUAUAGAAGAUAUCUGCAUCUCCUGUGGAAGCCUCAAUGUCUCCCUGGAGCAUCCUCUGUUUGUAGGAGCAAUGUGCCAGGGCUGCAAGAACUCGUUCCUGGAGUGCGCCUACCAGUAUGACGAUGAUGGCUACCAGUCCUACUGCACCAUCUGCUGUGGAGGCAGGGAAGUGCUCAUGUGUGGCAACAACAACUGCUGUAGGUGUUUUUGUGUGGAGUGCGUGGAUCUCCUGGUCGGGGCUGGCUCGGCAGCGGCAGCCAUCAAAGAAGACCCCUGGAACUGCUACAUGUGUGGACCCCGCAACACCUACGGCCUACUGCGACGGCGGGAUGACUGGCCCUGCAGACUACAGCAUUUCUUUGCCAACAACCACGAGCAGGAAUUUGAGCCGGCCAAGUUGUAUCCCCCAGUUGCAGCAGAGAAGAGGCAACCAAUCAGAGUCCUCUCUUUAUUCGAUGGCAUUGCCACAGGUCUUCUGGUGCUGAAAGAUUUGGGCAUCCAGGUCGAAAAGUAUGUUGCAUCAGAAGUGUGUGAAGACUCCAUCACUGUCGGCAUGGUUCGACACGAGGGACGCAUCAUGUACGUGGGAGACGUACGCACCGUAACUCGCAAACAUAUCGAUAAAUGGGGACCAUUUGACCUGGUGAUAGGAGGAAGCCCCUGCAACGACCUUUCCAUAGUCAACCCUGCAAGGAAAGGACUUUAUGAGGGGACCGGCCGGUUGUUUUUUGAGUUUUACCGUCUGCUGCAUGAGGCGCGGCCAAAACCCGGCGACGAGAGGCCGUUCUUCUGGCUGUUUGAGAACGUGGUCGCUAUGGGAGUCAGCGACAAACGGGACAUCUCCCGCUUUCUAGAGUGCAACCCAGUGAUGAUCGACGCCAAGGAGGUUUCUGCUGCCCACCGCGCUCGCUAUUUCUGGGGAAACCUGCCCGGCAUGUCCAGGUUGUGCUUUUCUAAAUACUGCAGGCCACUGACACCGAUGGCAAACGACAAGCUGGACCUACAGGAGUGCCUGGAGCAUGGCCGCACAGCCAAGUUUGAGAAGUUGCGUACGAUAACGACACGCUCCAACUCUGUGAAGCAGGGGAAAGACGAGCAUUUCCCCGUCUACAUGGACAACAAGGAGGACAUACUGUGGUGCACCGAGAUGGAAAGGGUGUUUGGUUUCCCCGUCCACUACACCGACGUGUCCAACAUGAGUCGUCUGGCCAGACAAAGGCUUCUGGGGCGUUCGUGGAGCGUCCCUGUCAUCAGGCACCUUUUUGCUCCUCUGAAGGAGUAUUUUGCCUGCAACUAGUCACACACACCAACUCCCUCCCACGUACAGACACACACAUAUAAACAGAAACAGACACUGAUAACCAUACACAGUGUACAGUCAGUACAUGAAGGUUGGCUGACGCAAAAUGAAACAGAUGACCGGACAUAGACACACAAACACUCACAUACACACUCUGUAAAGGACUGCUUCCUGAGAUCCCUUGUAGACCACUGGCUGACCUUAGUCCCCUGGUGCUACCGUGCUACCACACACACAUACACACACACACACACACAGGUACAGUUUUCUGUCAUACACAAACUUCCUGUCCGACCUUGAAACUGAUGUCUUCUGGCUUUACUGUGUCGUAUCAGCUGGAGUUCAAACCUCCAGGGGGCGCCAAACUAACACAGAUGCCCUGCCUUUUUUCUGUCUUUAAGAUCUCUAUGAAUACGUACAAACAGACCAAUGAGUCCCGCAACACUUUACUGUAUUCAUGUGUUGUGAAAACAGAAAGAGACACAAACACACGUAACAUUCGUGGUGCUGGUCAGGCAGUGAUACAAUCGAAAUGGUGCCACUUUAAUACAACACUUUUACAGAUUUUGGUGCUCUUGGAGACUGAAUGGUCUCUGCUUGUUUCAGUCGCUGCAGUUUUGAGUUCAAAUAGACGAGCAGGUGGAGGCAACAGCAGGCAAAACAGGUAGCUGUGAGGUUUAAGGAUUGAAUGAGGGUGCAGGAGAGUGUCCAAAAGGAAGAUAACGCAGCUUAGAUUUCUUGAUGCAUGCUCCAGGUAAGGAAAUCCCAAAAAGUUGAUUCUGGACAUAGCGCUUUCAAUGGGAGGAACGUUUCGCUCGAGUGAACAGCGGAAGUGGAAGAACAUUGUACCACAAAGGCUUCAGUAAAGCUGGGAAGACACCUAAAGGAAGCUCCAGGCAAUCCUGGAAGGAAGGACAACUGCUACCUAAGCAAAAAUGUUUGUUGAUCUUUUUUUUUCAGGAGUAAUAGAACAGCUGAGACGUAUUUUCUGUAAACACCACGUCUCGGUAGCUUUCAAACCCUAAAACACCCAGCGCCAAAAAUUGCUCCCCCCAAAGGAUCAGGUCCCCCAGCACAAACAGAGUAAUAUAGUUCACCCUGUUAAGUGCCAGAAGGAUUGCCAUGAUUCCAACAUUGGGGAAAUCAAACAACCUCUGGCUAAGCGGAUGGCAUCUCUGAAUUGAGGAGGACGCCUAAGAGUUCAUCUUUUCACUUUCAUGCUGUGAUUGCAGUCAUUCCCCAACUCUCUGUGAAUGGUAUGGCAAUUUGCAUGUUUAUGAUCAUGAAACUGACCUCACAGUCCAUUGUUACUCACUGGUGCUAGUUUUAGUCAUUAUGCAAAGGUACUGUUUAUAAGGUUGGGGAAACCUGCAGUCAGGUGAGACUGAGG
Pundamilia nyererei is the source of this 4373-nucleotide messenger RNA. RefSeq names its product DNA (cytosine-5)-methyltransferase 3A-like. Lineage: Eukaryota; Metazoa; Chordata; Actinopteri; Cichliformes; Cichlidae. Gene Ontology annotation, molecular function: methyltransferase activity. Gene Ontology annotation, cellular component: cytoplasm; nucleus. Gene Ontology annotation, biological process: negative regulation of DNA-templated transcription. The record is from RefSeq and is a predicted model, not a curated record. The transcript is spliced from 23 exons. The coding region runs from base 428 to 2980 and encodes 850 amino acids.